Molecule: messenger RNA, 2831 nt
Organism: Hyposmocoma kahamanoa
Lineage: Eukaryota; Metazoa; Arthropoda; Insecta; Lepidoptera; Cosmopterigidae
Gene: Vps24
Product: charged multivesicular body protein 3
Exons: 7
Coding region: 25-681 (218 amino acids)
Biological process (GO): late endosome to vacuole transport; protein transport; endosome transport via multivesicular body sorting pathway
Cellular component (GO): multivesicular body; ESCRT III complex
Source: RefSeq, a predicted model, not a curated record
AAGUUUACUAAUUUUGUUAUAAAAAUGGGCUUAUUCGGUAAAUCUCCCGAAAGAAAUCCAAAGGAAAUGGUAAAUGAAUGGUCUCAUAAACUCAGGAAAGAGGGCUAUAAUUUGGACAGACAAAUCAGAGCAAUUCAAAGAGAAGAGGAGAAAAUAAAAAAAUCCUUGAAGGAGGCUGCGCAAAAAAACGACAAACAAGUGUGUACGAUACUAGCAAAGGAGAUCAUAAGGUCACGAAAGGCGAUUAGUAAAAUCUACACAAGUAAAGCACAUUUAAAUUCAGUACAAAUGCAGAUGAAAAAUCAGCUAGCCACAUUGAGAGUAGCAGGCUCUCUGUCAAAAUCAACUGAGGUGAUGCAAGCAAUGCAAACACUCGUUCGCCUGCCCGAAAUAGCGCACACUAUGCAAGAGAUGAGCAAAGAAAUGAUGAAGGCCGGCAUCAUUGAGGAGAUGCUGGAUGAGACCAUGUCGGCUGUCGAAGAUGAAGAAGAAAUGGAAGAAGCGGCUCAGGGAGAGAUAGACAAGGUCCUAUGGGAACUAACGCAAGGCAAACUCGGCGAGGCGCCAGCACCUCCUUCCGCCGUCGGCCAACCUUCCACCAGCAAAGAAGAAGAAACGGCGCCGCCCGACGAGAGCGAGCUGGAUGAGAUGCAGAACAGACUCGAAGCUUUAAGAUCUUAGUGGAUUCUAGAUUACUCUUGGUACAAAACAUUGAAAGAAGCUUGUGAAAGAUACAAUUCGCGCUUCUCAAAGCGCAGAAUGCCUUACGAAUAUUUUGUAAAUAAACAAUUGUUGUAAUAUUAAGUUCGCACUAGGUACUGUUGUUUACUUAUAAUUUUAUGUGCAUUUUUAUAUUUUAUAAGUAUUUUAAUAUAUGCUAGUAGCUUCUUUUUGCCGCUGGAUUCAAUACAACUAAUCCCAACUGAACACGCGUUACAAAUAUGAAAUUUUGACACGUGAAAACUUUUAAAACGUAUGACCGAACAUAAAAGGGUUCCACAAAUAACAGGCAUCAGGCGUUUACAGUUCACAAAUUCUCGCGAUCAGUCUUCUCUGCUGGAAUCUGCGUUGCGGUUUUGAAGGGUAAGGGUGCUGGUAAAAUUACAGGCAUAUGGGCGCAGGAGGCGCAGUGUCUGUGCUCCUCCGCUCUUUGCGAUUUAAAACUGAGUGGCACUGCAACAGCCGUGUCGCUUACCACCAGGCGCACGACUUGUUCGUCCUAUCAUUGACCUACCAACAGUAUCAUAACAAAAAAACUCAUACUUUGACAGACCCUUUGGAACGCCUCUAUGCAUAAAAAUUUUAGGGUGCAUACAGAUUUGGCGAAUGCGCGUGUUUGCGAAGGCUGGCGAGCUGCACACGUGCAUUACAUUGUGCGAUCUAUUCGCGAUCUGUUCGCGCGUCUCUCGCGUACUACAUAUAUAUGCUUGCUUGCCUAUAGAGUCGCACUUAACUGCACGCGUGUAUUUAGCGGGCGCGCAGCGCACACGCAGUUCGGUCGCGGCGCAUUCGCCAGGUUUGUGCAUACCUUUAUAGAACACGAGAACGACUUAUUGACUUCUGCUUGCGGAGUCCUUCAAUAAUGUUACACGAGAUUGUUCUUUUGAACAACUUUUAUGUCGGAAAAAUUAUAAAUAACUAGUAAUAACAUUUUUAUGUGUAUUUUUGCAUUCUUCCAGCUAAUAAUAUAACCUGCAUGCUGUUCACUACUGUGAAUUGAACUGUAUGUAUUAUUAUUGCGUACACAAAACUGUGUCUCUCAGUACAUACUUAAUUAAAAACAAAAUUUAAUAUGGCUGGACAUAAGGUUUAUAUUGAUUGGUGGAUUAAUGCAACUUUUUGUCUUUUUUCUAUUAGGGAUAUCAGUUCAGCAUUAAGGCUUAUCGUUGCAUGUUGCAAUCGGUUAUGCAGUAGGUACGAAUUGAUUGAAACAAAGUCAAGUGAUAUUUAUUGAUAGAUCAGAUCGUGAUAUAGAUCCAGUAUUUAAGAUGGUUUUAUUUAUACGGUCCCAAGAGUGAUGUCAUACGAUGCGUUUCGUCGGCGUUACGACCAUGUGGUCAGUACUAAAAUGUAUCAGUACGACAUGCCACAUGGUGCGUUAAAACGACGCUCUACCGCAAGCAACCGUUGAAAUCUUAGAGUUGCAACAACGCAACGCCCGGCAUUGCUCUAACGGCCCCAUAUAUGGGACGAUUUGUCUUCACGAUCCGUCGUUUCAGACAGAUCGAAACGACGAAUCAAUAGUGUCGUGAAUAUUUGUGUCGUUAACGAUUAACGUAAACUUUGCCCGAACUUAUGGCCUAUAACCUGAGGCUACAUGUAAUAUGACUUUAAUUUUUAAGUUACGUGUGUGACAUUCUGAAUGUUUAAAGUUGUUUGUGUAGUGAUGGAUCGAUACGAUUAUCGCGACGAUCGUCCGAAACGAAAAAUCGUCUGUAUAUGGGGCGUUACUUUCAAUAUGUAUUCUGAAAUCAACGGCGUAGCAUUAGCACAAACAAACUGUCAAAAGUAUGGAAACUUUACCAUUGAUUAUGACGCUAGUAUGGUUAGAAUACCCGAUAGUCACACUUGCUCACUAUCUGGUAAUUUAUGAGCGUUGUUAAGGCAAUCAAUUUGGAGAACAUUGUUUGUGCUCAUGCUUAGCCUGGACAUCUGUACCUAUAACCUAAGCACUAAAGUAUUAUGAACAUUGUUUACAGCAAUAUAAAUGUUAUUGUUGUAUGUAUAGGUGUUAAAUCUGGUAAGAAAUUACAAAAUCCGAAUAAUUGUGAUGCCUUCGCUAAUAAAAUGUUUAUACGAUAAAUACUAAUGCACUAAAGUUUAGUUUUAUU